This is a messenger RNA of Prunus armeniaca (apricot), 1323 nucleotides long. The record is from the annotation of a GenBank genome assembly. Lineage: Eukaryota; Viridiplantae; Streptophyta; Magnoliopsida; Rosales; Rosaceae.
AUGGCUUCCACCGAGGGUAUAGUACCAAUAACCAGGGCUUUUCUGGCUUCCUAUUACGACACAUACCAAUUCUCCCCUCUCUCAAACGACGUCGCUCGCCUUUCCUCUGAGAUUCGCUCUUUCACCGCCAAUUUGCUUAACAGCUCUCCGGCUGCUGAAGGCGAGGAGCGAUUACUAGUGAGUGAGUUAGAGAGUGAACCGCCCCAUAAAGUUGACGAGAACAUGUGGAAGAAUCGAGAACAUAUGGAGGAGAUACUGUAUUUACUUGAAAAGCCUCAUUGGCCUCGAUCGCUUCAACAGCAGUUAAGUCCUGAUGAUGCUGAACUUGCUACUAUUAUCGAUCGUCUCCACCAAAAGUUUCAAACCAGUUUGAAGACAUUGGAGUCUUUCCAAGCUAAAAAUUCUGAACGUGUCUUCAACACAGUUAUGACUUACAUUCCCCAAGAUUUUCGGGGAAAGCUCAUCAGACAACAGAGGGAACGUUCAGAGAGGAAUAAGCAAGCAGAGGUUGAUGCUUUGGUUAGUUCUGGAGCAUCUAUACGUGAUCGUUAUGCUCUCUUGUGGAAACAACAGAUGGAGAGGAGGAGACUUUUAGCGCAGCUUGGUUCUGCUACUGGUGUCUACAAAACCCUUGUCAAGUACUUGGUUGGGGUUCCACAGGUUCUACUAGAUUUUAUUCGCCAAAUAAAUGAUGAUGAUGGGCCCAUGGAAGAACAACGACAACGUUAUGGACCACCUUUAUACAGACUUACAACUAUGGUGCUUCUUAUAAGAGUCUUUAUUUCGCUGUCUUGGGGGCGUUUUGAGACUAGAAAAUUAAAGAAAGAAGAGGUAGCUGUAUUGGAACAAGCUGCUGAUGUCUACACCACUGAGUUUGAAAGGUUUAUAACGUUUAUCAGCGAGGUCUUUGCAAAUUCCCCCUUUUUUAUCUCAGCAGAGGUUGCCGGUGCAUUAGAAGGAAGGAAUAAUGAUGAUUACAAAGAGAUAAGUGUUCCGGCUGGGAAAACUCAUGAGGUUUCAUUGUCUGUGGACGCGAUAAAUUCAUACAUUGCUUGGGAUUUUUCGCUUGUGCAAGGGAAGAUAAACUUGGAUAUUGGGUUUAGUGUCGAGUAUACAAAUCCUUCUGGAGAAAAAUCUCUCAUUUUACCUUACCGACGCUUCGAGUCUGACCAAGGAAACUUUUGCACAUGCGAGGUUGGAAACUAUAAACUGCUUUGGGACAAUUCAUAUUCAAGUUUCUUUAAGAAGGCGCUGCGCUACAAGGUAGAUUGCAUACCUCCAGUUGCUGAGCCAGUGGCACCCGCGACUGAAGCUAAAGAAUGA